AUGUCGUUCCCUUCAACCAUGACGAGCUUGAUUCAGAAUCCACAAUUACGACUGCUGAAUGCGCUUCGAGAAAAUGCUAAGCCGAUUAUGACCUUCUUGGGCCUUCCGUCUUUUCGAACAGCUCAGGUGGUUGCUUUGACUGGUGUCGAUGGCAUUAUCAUAGAUUGCGAACAUGGUCAUAUCAGUGACGAUGGCAUGCAUAGCUCAACUGCCGCUAUCGCUGCUUUGGGCGUGUCGCCGCUUGUCCGGCUCAGAAUGACUCACUCAGAUUUGAUCAAAAGAGCUUUGGAUGCCGGUGCACAUGGCAUUGUUGUCCCUCAAAUAAAUACCGCCGAAGAGGCGAAAGCCGUUGUCCAAUGUUCAAAAUUCCCUCCACAGGGACUUCGCGGGCAGGGCUCGGCAUUCCCAGCAAUCGCUCACGGCAUCGAUAUUCCAACAUACAUGAAAAUUGCGAACGAAACUAUCAUCACAUGCGUUCAAAUUGAAUCUCAAGCCGGAAUCGAGAAUGUUGACGCCAUCUGUGCUGUACCCGGUGUAGAUAUGGUUUUUAUCGGACCAAAUGACCUUGCUCUAUCUGUCCUUGGUUACGUCCCCGCAAAGGGUAGCGAGCCUGACUUUGUCAACGCCAUUGAAAAAAUCGUGGCAGCUGCCAAAAAGCAUGGCAAAUGGGUCGGUCGAUUAUCAAAUGACGGAGCAUCUUGCAAAGAGCACUUGAAGGUUUUUGACAGUGUCGCUAUGAGUUACGAUAUUCGAGCGCUUCAAAAUUGGUAUAUGAGUGAGUUGCAAGUUGCGCGCUCAUGA
Penicillium waksmanii is the source of this 801-nucleotide messenger RNA. RefSeq names its product HpcH/HpaI aldolase family protein. The record is from RefSeq and is a predicted model, not a curated record. Bases 1 to 801 code for a protein of 266 amino acids. The transcript has 4 exons. Lineage: Eukaryota; Fungi; Ascomycota; Eurotiomycetes; Eurotiales; Aspergillaceae. Gene Ontology annotation, molecular function: aldehyde-lyase activity. Gene Ontology annotation, cellular component: cytoplasm.